AUGGAUUUCAUCAAGACCAGUUCCCUGCGUGCUCUGAUUGAGUUAACUUUCCAACGCAACUGGAACGGCCUAAUUUGGAUGAGUAGAAAAGGAGUUACAACCAAAAGAGUGGAGACUGUCCAGACGGCUCUAUCGAGAAAGCAGCGCCCAACCGCGCAGUCCGGCUGGCCGAGGAACGCAUGUUCCGCGCUCGGCCAAAACUGUGUCCAUCCGUCUGAAGUCUCGGCCAAGUCCGAAACCACUCGGCCAAUCAUGCAUCACGACCCGGGAAACUUAAGCCCGCGGUCGGCCUCGCCACAACCGGCCACGCCACAGCUGCGCACGACCAAAGCGCGCGAGCUGGGGAGUAACGCCUCGCGUCCGGCCGAGAGAUUUCAUUGGCCAAACAUCUAUCCGCCCGACCAAGCCGGCCGACCGUGA
Molecule: messenger RNA, 420 nt
Organism: Microthlaspi erraticum
Lineage: Eukaryota; Viridiplantae; Streptophyta; Magnoliopsida; Brassicales; Brassicaceae
Source: the annotation of a GenBank genome assembly